AUGGAAACAUUUCCUUGCAGCUUGCUUACUGUUCGUGUAAUACGACUAAGGAAUCUCCAACAGGCUGAUGUCUUAAGCCACUCUGAUUGUUAUGUGACCCUAAACCUACCAACCGCUACAAGUGAGAAGCUGAGGACCAAAACUGUAAAUAAUUGCAAGAACCCUGUUUGGAAUGAAACCUUUUACUACAGAAUUCAAAGACAGGUCAAGAACCUGCUAGAGUUUUCUCUGUAUGACUCAGAUGUUGUUACUCCAGAUGAUCACCUUUUCACUAUAAGCUUUGAUGUAGCUCGUCUGCCAGAUAAUGAGAAAGUUCUUAUGUGUUUUAAAUGUGAUCCACAGGCACAAGAAGAGCUGGAAGUUGAAUUUAUAGUGGAACCUGCGUCAGGUCCUCCGGAAACACUAAUUACAAAUGGAGUUCUAGUGUGUCGUGAAAUUUGUACACUUGAAGCUGAGGUGGAUCAGGGCAAGCGACAUAAAUCACAGAAAGAUCUUUCACUUUCUAUAAAAGGAUCAUAUGAAGGCACUCAAACUUUUAAGUUGGGUUCAGAUGCAAUUGUCACACCUCCAUGUCCCACUACAUUCCAUUAUAUGAAGUAUAAGGAUCCAUCAUUGAAUGUUAAACUACCAGAGACAAAACCACAUUAUAAUCCUUGUACCUGUUCAUAUACCACCAAGAAAGAUGUUCCAACUGUGAUGCUGAAUUCUCUGCCUGUGGGAGAGAAAGUGCCAAUAGUAGAAGAAAAAAAGUACAAUAUGCACAUAAAAGUGAAUGAUUGUCCUUGUUCCUGCCCAGGAGACCUAGAUAUGCGCUUGGGAUAUGAUCUCUGCCCACAGGAGCAAGAGUUCUUGUGUAAGCGAAAGAAAAUUGUUGCUCAAGCUUUGAAGCAGGUUCUCCAGCUAGAUUAUGACUUGCAAGAUCAUGAGAUACCUGUGGUGGCAAUUAUGACAACUGGAGGUGGAACAAGGUCAUUCACAACAACAUACGGCUCUAUGAGAGGACUCAAAAAACUGAAUAUUAUGGAUUGUGUAACAUACAUAUCUGGCUUGUCUGGCACUUCAUGGGCCUUGGCACACCUAUAUAGGGAUUCUUACUGGUCCCAGAAAGAUCUAGCUGAAAAAAUACAUGAGGCUAAGAAACAAGUGACCAAAAGCAAGAUGGAAAUGUUUACUAUGAACCGUAUGAAAUACUACUAUCAGCAGUUGAAUCAAAGGAAACAGGAGGGCUACAAGACAACUUUUAUAGAUCUCUGGGGACUCGUCAUAGAGUAUUUGUUAAAUGAUGGGAAAGAUAACCACAGGCUCUCAGAUCAGAAAGAAGCUUUGGUAGAUGGUCAAAACCCCCUGCCCAUCUAUGUAACUAUCAACAUCAAGGAAAAUUACAGCACUCAAGACUUCAAAGAAUGGCUAGAGUUCACUCCCUAUGAGGUGGGAUUUCUGAAGUAUGGAGCAUUUGUGCAUCCUGAGGACUUUGGAAGUGAAUUUUUUAUGGGCCACCUGAUAAAGAAGCUUCCAGAAACCCGGAUGUGCUACCUUCAUGGUAUUUGGAGUAGCAUAUUUUCAGUCAAUUUGUUGUAUAUUUGGAAUAGAGUUAACAGUUCAGAAGAAUUCUGGCACCAAUGGACUCAAGACAAAUUAAUAGAUAUUGAUGAAGAACCACAUUUACCUACAAAGCCCUAUGAGCUAAAAAGCCGGAUGUUUGUCCCACCUGGAAAUCUAGCCACAACACUUCGAGCUGUUUUGACAGAUCGCCUAUCUGUUGCAGAGUAUCACAAUUUUCUGAAGGGUUUUCAGCUACAUGACAGUUAUAUGGAGAAUACAAAUUUUCAGAGAUGGAAAGCUACUAUAUUGGAUUGUUGUCCCAAUCAACUAACAGGAUAUGAUGACCACUUAGGCCUAGUGGAUGCUGGAUUUUUCAUCAAUACAAGUUGCCCACCACUCUUAAGACUAGAGAGAAAAGUGGAUCUCAUUGUGCAUUUGAGCUACAGUGCAGGUUCACAAACACUGCCUCUAGAAGAAGCUUGCAAGUACUACACAGAGCAAGGGAUCCCAUUUCCAAAUGUUGUCCUAACAGAUGAAGAUAGGAAACACCUGAAAGAAUGCUACUACUUCAAUCAGUCAGAGACCCCUGGUUGCCCCAUCUUGGUAUUCUUUCCACUAGUGAAUGAUACUUUCCAACAUUAUAGUGCGCCUGGUGAGAAACGCUGCGAAGCCAAUAUGGCUGCAGGCAACAUUGACGUUUCUACUUGCCAAACCCCAUAUUCCACUUACUGUCUGAGAUACUCUGAUGAUGAUUUUGACAAGCUUGUGAACCUAAGUGAAUACAACAUCUUGAAUAACCAGGACAUAAUUUUUCAGGCUUUGCAUGCAGCUGUAGAACGGAAAAGGCAGCACUGCUGCAAGAAUUAA
This is a messenger RNA of Python bivittatus (Burmese python), 2409 nucleotides long. Its product is annotated as cytosolic phospholipase A2 epsilon-like. Gene Ontology annotation, biological process: glycerophospholipid catabolic process. The record is from RefSeq and is a predicted model, not a curated record. Gene Ontology annotation, cellular component: cytosol. NCBI's taxonomy places the organism in Eukaryota, Metazoa, Chordata, Lepidosauria, Squamata, Pythonidae. Gene Ontology annotation, molecular function: calcium-dependent phospholipid binding; calcium ion binding.